AUGGAGAAGAAGAGUGAAGGAACCUUGGCUAUUAUAUUGCUGGCUUUAAUACAAGGUUUUCUGGCCUCUGGUGCUGUGGAGGUCCAGCCCUCCAUCAACCCUGCUGUAGUCGGGGACACAGUGACACUGUUUCUGUCUCCUCCGGCAUCUCUGAAGAGUGGAAGCUGGGCACUGGGGGAGUCCCUCAUCCUCACCUGGCUGGGGGAACAGCAGGCUGUCUUCCCCAGUCACAACGGCAGGGCUUUGGUCAACAUCCUCACUGGAGCGCUCACUCUGAGCUCCGUCACCGUGGCCGACUCAGGAGUCUACGUGGUGCAGAGCAGUGACCCCCAGCUUAGGGCCAGCGCUUCCAUCACUGUUCUGGAACCCAUUUCAAAUAUAACUCUAAAGGCAAAUCAAGCUGACCUCAUGGAGUUCAACAGCUCAGCAGUCGCUACAUGCUCCGUCUCCUCUGGAUCCUCCCUCUCUUUCCUCUGGCUGAACGGCAGCUCUGAGGUUACAGCCAGUGACAGAGUUCAGCUCACGGAUGGAAACUCCACUCUCACUAUAGUCAGUGUGACCCGCUAUGACCAGGGACCAUUCAGGUGUCAUGUGUUCAAUGCCGUCAGUAAUGGCACCAGUGCUCCAGUAAAUUUUACCAUCAGCUAUGGCCCAGACAACAUGGCUCUCACAGUGAACGAUCAGAACAUGACUUCCCUCUUAGUUGGAUCCAAUCUGACCAUGUUCUGUUCAGCACAGUCCGGUCCUCCAGCUCAGCUUCAGUGGGCUUUCAGAGGAGAGUUUGUCAACACGACAGGUCCGUUGUUGGAGUUGUACAACGUCACCGAGCAUCAAAGCGGUCCAUAUUCCUGUCUGGCCUUCAACAGUCACACCAACAUGAACAGCAAUAUCACCUCACACAUCAUCAUAGCAAAGUCUCCCUUCUCAGGAUCUGAGCAGCAGGCAGUCAGUGGCCGGCCUUUUCCUCUGCUGCUAUUGGUGGGAUUCUUCUUCUCAUGGCUAGGCAAGUAG
Messenger RNA from Seriola aureovittata, 1011 nucleotides. Its product is annotated as carcinoembryonic antigen-related cell adhesion molecule 1-like. The transcript is spliced from 5 exons. The record is from RefSeq and is a predicted model, not a curated record. Lineage: Eukaryota; Metazoa; Chordata; Actinopteri; Carangiformes; Carangidae. Bases 1 to 1011 code for a protein of 336 amino acids.